AGCUACCAAGAACUGUUCACCCCUCGUUGUAGGUGUCGACAGUCGAGGGGUAUAUUAGGAGCUACUCAAGUCAAGAGUGCAAAUACAAAUAAAUAAAACCUUUGUAGUGCAUCAUCCUAUCAGACUUUCUUGGUUGGUAUAUGUUAUAACUAAUAAGAAUGUUCUGUAAGUUGUGGCAUGGCUGAUAUAUAUCUUCAUGUAUGGUAUGUCUUGCCCAGUUGCUGUGUGAUCAGGUAUUAGUGUUCAGUGCUCCCUGGUAGCUAGUUUGUCUCUCCUUUGUCGAUCCUCUUGGUUCAACUAUGCACCAAACUUUUGGUAUCUAGCAGAUUGUUUACGCACAAAAGAGUUGCGCAGCUAGGGAUGUUUUAAUCUUGGAUUUUUAGUUAAUUACAAUUUAGCAGUAAUAUGUUAUAUUUGCCAAAACAGCAGCAACUCUGCUUUCUUGUCGACUUGAGGUACAAAUCAAAUGGGGGAAACGGGAGAACAAAAAUGGAUGAAAAAGGACAACAUGAUUCCUCAUGAAGCAGAAAAAAGUCUGCAAAUCGAAGACCUGUUGAAUAAUAAUGCACAUAAGUAAAAAUCCUGACGACGAAUAUCAUGUCAUGCUGUAGCCCAUUUUCUUCAGUAAGUAAAGAUAUUUUUCAAUGGAAUAGGAAUUAUCCCAUUAUCUGGGCAAACCAUAUGCACCAAUUUCGUGUAAUUUUCGAGUAUCUUCACUGAUUAUUGUUUGAGCACUUGUGUAUUUACUCUUUUGCAUUUUGCAGUGUGCUAUUGCUUGCUGAAGCCACAGGCAUACACAAGUCCUUCCUUGUGCCAUUGUUUGCUCUGCAAGCACCUCCCGGUGUAAUCUCAAGGAUCAACCCUACUUAUGGAGCAUUAUGGUAUCAAUUCGUAAUGUUAGGAGUGAAUAUGGACCGUGGACUGCUUUUCUCGCGCUUUUGGUGCGUUUGUUCUUCCCCCUUCCAGGUGAACUGGAGCUUCCACUGUUGACGAUGCUACUUGUCAGUGUUGCUCCUUACCAGGUGAUGAACCUGAGGGGAACUCAAGGUGGCGCGAUAGUGUCUUUGGCCAUAGCUGUGUAUCUCGCGUUCCAACACUUCACCAGGACAGGAGGAAUAGGAAAAGCUUUCGAUCAGGGAUCGAUAAUCGUGACCUUGGCCAUCACCUGCAUCAUGGUAAUCAACGUGAUCCUGCUGUUCUGAGCUGCCAAGCAGGAGCUACUCAAGUCUAGAAUGCAGAUAAAGAAAUUAAACCCUGUAGUGCGUCAUCAUAUCCGGCUCACUAGCUCUGUAUAUCUUAAUAGGACUUAAGAAUGAUCUGUGAGUUGUGGCAUGGCUGAUAUAUAUGUUCAUGUGUGGUAUGAC
Molecule: messenger RNA, 1364 nt
Organism: Lolium rigidum
Lineage: Eukaryota; Viridiplantae; Streptophyta; Magnoliopsida; Poales; Poaceae
Product: cold-regulated 413 inner membrane protein 1, chloroplastic-like
Exons: 4
Coding region: 879-1202 (107 amino acids)
Cellular component (GO): membrane
Source: RefSeq, a predicted model, not a curated record